GUAGUACCCCACCGUGCUAUAGCCAGACAAAUCAUCCAUCAUGGCGAAUGCCCAAACACAGCGAGCGCUUUUCCUGCCUAGUCGAUGUGGGCAGAGAUUUUGAUAAGAUUUCAAAUCUCAGUAGAAACGGAAAUACGCUAGUCAACUAUCCCCGCGGGGAACGUGUUGCUUCGACGCUAGCCAAGGAUGAAUUCGAUGGGAAUCUCGGGGUAUUGACACCUUUGUCCCGUCCCCAUGGGCUCACUGAC
Messenger RNA from Pyricularia grisea, 248 nucleotides. RefSeq lists its product as uncharacterized. The transcript is spliced from 2 exons. The annotation marks the transcript as partial. Lineage: Eukaryota; Fungi; Ascomycota; Sordariomycetes; Magnaporthales; Pyriculariaceae. The record is from RefSeq and is a predicted model, not a curated record.